This is a messenger RNA of Lolium rigidum, 516 nucleotides long. Its product is annotated as protein GL2-INTERACTING REPRESSOR 1-like. Bases 139 to 516 code for a protein of 125 amino acids. The transcript is spliced from 2 exons. NCBI's taxonomy places the organism in Eukaryota, Viridiplantae, Streptophyta, Magnoliopsida, Poales, Poaceae. The record is from RefSeq and is a predicted model, not a curated record.
CGUACCUAGCAGUAGUUAUACGCAACCAAGUGGAGAGCUCCAAUCCACCAGCACGUCGUACUGUUCCCUCACUCCGACGCACAAUCUUCAGCUCGAUCAAGUCCAAGCGAGAGGGGGCGACGGUGGUGAUCGUCGAGGAUGAGCAGGAACGGCGGCAAGGUGUCGAAGCUGGAGAGCCUGAGGCUGAGCUUGUCGAGGGCGCGGGGCGGCGGUGGCGGGCAGUCUUCGUCCACCACGGCGCGGCCGGGAGGUGGCGGCGGCGGCGGAGCCAACGCGUCGUCGCCCCACAGGCUGUCCUCUUCCUCGUCGUCCACGGCGUCACCGCCGAGCUCGUGCGUGUCGUCGGAGGGCAGCCCGGACGCGGCGGCCGGGCCGCCCAUGGUCCUGGCGGGGUGCCCCCGGUGCAUGAUGUACGUGAUGCUGUCCCGGGAGGACCCGCGGUGCCCUCGCUGCCACAGCGCCGUGCUGCUCGACUUCAACGACGAUGAGCAGCGCCGCCCACGCCAGCGCCGGUGA